Molecule: messenger RNA, 1896 nt
Organism: Monascus purpureus
Lineage: Eukaryota; Fungi; Ascomycota; Eurotiomycetes; Eurotiales; Aspergillaceae
Source: the annotation of a GenBank genome assembly
AUGGUCGCGGCAAGGAAUACCGCGUAUGCGGAAGAGAGCGCAGAGGUGGAAGUGCUAUAUGCGAAUCUUGGAAAGCUUGAUUUGCUCACCAAAAAAAUCCAAAGCUCACUUGCUCGCCUGGAGACCAGUGGAAAUGUCGUCAAGGCAGCAAUAGGGCCUAUUUACAGUAAUACACAAUCUCUCCAGAUAACCAACAGCAAUAUCGAUAAGGUCAAUGAAGCUGUUGAACGGCUACGGAAACCCCUUGAUGCAAAGGGACGGGAGGAGGGCAUAAUUAGAGCUGGGCCGGAGAGCGCCGGAUUAUCUCAAUAUUUAGAUGCAAUGAAGCGUGUUGAAAGAGCGCUGAAAGACCUGAACGCUACCAAUUUACGAUCAAACCAGAAAGCGAUAUCCGAAUUCAAUUCCCUUCUCGGCACCGGGAAUACGAAGCUUCAGGACUUGUUGCGCAAGGAGUUAGACCCGCAUACGCAUGCCAUUGAACCAUUACAUUAUGUGACAAAGGACCUUCCAUUUCCCUCGAUCCCCGAAGAGACCAUUGCCGAACUGGAGCCUAUAUGUGCUGUGAUCAACUCUUCUGCCGCUCGAGCAUCACAACGUGGAGAGGUGGAGAGCCCUGCCGUUAUGAUAUAUGCGGAACUUCGUGGACCAUAUAUCGCUUCGAGUCUUCAAACUCUUGCUAUGGCAUCCCUGAACACCGUCAAACGAAAACCUUCGGACGGUCCUUAUAAGGAGGGCACCAAUGGUAUUGGGAUCUAUUCGAAAUCCUUGGAAGACUUUGUAUCCACCGAAUACGACAUUCUCACGCAGAUAUUCAAGGGUGGUCAGCAGGGACUAGCCUUACAGGCUACAUGCCGUUCUGCCCUUGCAGAGUAUUCCAAGACCAUACGUGAACUCAAUCAAUAUAUCCGAGCCAAUCUCAUGACUGAUUGCUUCCUUGCCUUUGAGAUAAUCGACAUUGUGACGUCUAUGUCGUACAGAAUAGAAGCGAAGACGGGAGAGCUGAAGAGUAUGUUCGUGGAAGCUCUCAGACCUGUCCGGGACACUGCAAAGACCUCACUCUCGGAACUCCUGGGGGAGACGAAGCGCAAGACAGCAAGCAUCACAACCCUCCCUGCUGAUGGAGCCCCCGUACCGCUGGUGGACGAAGUAAUGAACUCGCUUGUGACCCUGACAGGUUACUCCGGACCGCUCGCAUCUAUUCUAACAUCGUUAGGCGAUGGAAACUGGCGCUCUACGUCUAGCACAUCAGCUAAUGCCCCCUUAGAUGUCAGCCCAGACAGUUCGGCCCUGCUUUCACAUUUUAUCCUCGAUAUGAUUGAGACAUUGGCUAAUGGGCUCGAAGCCCGCGGCCGAGCAUUUCACCGAUCCAAGGCUACGCUUGGUGUUUUCUUGUCGAACGUCUUUUGCGUCAUUGAUCGCUCCAUCCGUCACAGUCCUGCACUGUCCCGUUACCUCGGCACGCCGGAAAGCAUUGCGCGGAUUGAUGCUUUCCGCAAGCGUGCUACUGCCACAUACCUAGAGGCCUGGAGGGAGACGUCUCACUUUCUCCUCGAUGUGCAAUAUACGUCUCGGACCUCCAGCGGGUCGACGCGGCCAGCUUCCAGAGGUCCAGUUGAUUCUACUCAAAUAGUCAAGUCUCUGUCGUCCAAGGACAAGGAUGCAAUCAAGGACAAAUUUAAAUCGUUUAAUGCGACCUUCGACGAACUUAUUGCGCGGCAUAAAUCUCUGUAUAUGGAGCGGGAAGUACGUGGUGUUCUUGCCCGGGAAGUGCAGGCCAUUAUUGAGCCGCUGUACGCGCGCUUUUGGGAUCGCUACCACGAGAUCGACAAGGGAAGAGGCAAGUAUGCUAAGUACGACAAGGGAAGCCUUGCAGCACAAUUGGCAGCACUGGCAUGA